UUUUACGGUUAUAUUGUUUUACGAGUUAACACGUAUAAUUCAGCUGGCAGGUGUAACCACGUGAAUGUAUCCAAUAUAGCGUGAGAAGUCAUCUGGCCUAGUUUUUCAUGAAUGUAGAGGAAAAUAUCGUGUAACAUUUCCGGGGCUGGUGUCGUGUGCUUCACCGACACCAGCCCCCCAUUCCAAAUAGUGGGGGAACAAUGUCGGGGGGUCCACUGUCCGCAUGCCGCUAACAAAUUUACGUUUCACAUAAACUGAGGACGAAGCACAUGCGGUAGGCGAUAUUAACUGUCUCGUGCAUCACUUGCGGCAUCGCUAUUACGGCCAGUAAUGCAAUCUGACACAUGGAGCCAUUUACCAACAAAUACGAAAGCCAUGUCCCUCGACUCAAUCUUCCAAACCUCAUCAAAGCCGACGAUGUUAUGUGACUCAGUAAUCCCAGUAACCGAAGAUGCUGCAAGCCACUUCAUUUUGUGUCCAGAGUAUUGGCAAGAUCCUAAGAAGUUAGGUCAAUGACACUGAUGUAUGCGGAUAUCCUUAAGUACGGGAAGUCUUUGAAGAGACUGGAGAAUCCUAUCUUAUUUACAAACAGUAGUCUGAAGCGUAACUAGGAAAGAAGAAAUCCAAAUGGAAAAAGUACGGCAGUGGCUUGAAGUUGAUGAUUUAUUCUCUAAUGAACGACAGAAUUUGACUGCCGUGACUCAGCGAACUGGAUUUUUACGAGUUAGACUUCAGUCAACUUCCAACCAUGAAUUGAUACAGCAGUAAUACUCCGGACACACUGCUGAAAGACCACACACACGGCAGAAACCGGCGAGAUCAUUGCAGCCAAUAAAAACGCCUUUAAAAAACAAUCACAUGUGUACAUAUACUAUUUCCCUAGUUAUUUGCUGUUUUAUACGACUGCCCAUUGAUUUUCUGGUGUCAUUUGUCCCAUGUCUUUGAAGUUGAGCAAUUCCUUUUACAACUCGCGUUGGUUGUAAAUUAGGAUAACAGAUGGCGUGAGUGUGCCUCUGUCAGUGUGACAGUGAAACCUAUGUUCGAAUAUUUGUGAACUAUGUUACAUUCCAGUGAUAAGUUUGAUAAAAUUAAAUGAUGUGAUUUCAAUUAUUGAGAGUUUUUCAUUCUUUCCUGUGUUUUUGGAGUGAGAAAAAUCAAGUGGAUUAUUUUGUGUGCAACGGGUAAACUUGUGAUCAGCAAUGCCAGGCUGGCAUUGCCAGCUGCCAGAUCCAAACUAUUACUUUUACAUUCCCAUCAUGCUAUUCUAUUGCACGUUGAGAGCUGAUGUAUCAAAAAUGAAAAAAAUGCUGCCCUCGAAGGAAGAUCACCAGCAAUGCAAAAUCAAUGGAUUGGAAUACCUGAUAUCAUUCUAUAAUCUUUGCCCACUCAUCAUCUCAUCCUCCUUUUAUUUCUACCUUAACAGCCACCACAUGUCUUCGCCUCGCCCGUCGCCCAGUCUUGGCUUCACCCGUCGCCACAUCUUCGCUUCGCCCCGUCUUCGCUCCGUCCGUCGUCCCGUCUUCGCUUCGUCCGUCGCCCCGUCUUCGCUUCGUCCGUCGCCCCGUCUUCGCUUUUCGCAUCGCAUCGCCUCGUCUUUGUGGUAUCGUUGUAUUUUGUAAAAUGUAAUUGUGUAGUGUUAAUUAAUCCGUUGGCUGCCACCCACUUUGAUCCCCUUUUUUUAAAGCUUGUUAGGGUCCGGCAGCGCUGUUCUGCCCAAUGGUCUAUAUGCCAUGGGUGGGACAGUUGCACAAGCCGUGUGGCUCAAAGUCGAUCGUCGAGGCAAUGCACCAGUAGGGACUUCCCUCUUGUCGAUGUGGUGAUGGUUGCCUGGGGUGUGCAUUCCCAUAAUGGCUUUCAUCAUCAUAUCAGCCCAGACUUGUCUUCGGACAAGUCCCCCUUGGUCGCUAUCCUUUCGAUAGCGAUGUAGCUAAUGUAGAUUUAGUGGCGUGGCAGCCAACGGGUUAGUUUUAUUUAUGUAUGUUUUGUAUUGUGUUUUAUUGUAAAAUGUAAAAGUUUGUGGUGGAUUUGUGGGUGGAUGGUGGGACAAUAAAUACUUUUACAGAUA
This is a messenger RNA of Daphnia magna, 2065 nucleotides long. RefSeq lists its product as uncharacterized. NCBI's taxonomy places the organism in Eukaryota, Metazoa, Arthropoda, Branchiopoda, Diplostraca, Daphniidae. The record is from RefSeq and is a predicted model, not a curated record. Bases 1200 to 1619 code for a protein of 139 amino acids. The transcript has 4 exons.